Molecule: messenger RNA, 2229 nt
Organism: Fonsecaea nubica
Lineage: Eukaryota; Fungi; Ascomycota; Eurotiomycetes; Chaetothyriales; Herpotrichiellaceae
Exons: 1
Coding region: 1-2229 (742 amino acids)
Cellular component (GO): mating projection tip
Source: RefSeq, a predicted model, not a curated record
AUGUCUGCCCCGUCGGCCCUUGUGGCUGGCGCUCCUCCAUCCAUGCCUGCCGGCAGCCAUGAGAUACGAGACUACUACUCCGACCAAGGCCCACCUCGGCCGCUACCACACACUGCACCAUCCAUCACACCCUACCUUGGCCUCCGGGCUCGAUUAUCACAGAUAUGGCUCAAUCGAUGGACCAUACUCCUCCUACUUAUUCUGGCUCGCACCCUCAUCGCAAUCUCGGGGAUUGACAGCAACCUGGGUUCUGCACGACGCGAAGCACUGUCCGCCUGUUCCGACGUCGAGUCGAUGGGGUCCGCCAUGGCUUCUAUGCCUCACUACAUGUCUCAGGGCGUGAACGAAGUGGCGGCCUCCGGGAUCGAAAAGUCGGUCAACGGUCUGAUUCAGAUGACCACCAUGAGUGUCACGGCAGUGGAAGAGAUUGUGGUCUUCGUGAUAGGCAUGAUGACCAACACCUACCUUUGUCUGAUCACUUUUGCUGUCAGCGGCAGCUUGCACUCCGUCAUCGGAACCCUCGACUCUGCUCAAGAUGGUCUCAACAAACUCACCCAAAAUCUCGGGAAUGACUUGUCGGGCGCUGUCAAAACAUUCGAGGAUGCCUACAACAGUUUCAUCGGUAAACUCGAGAGCUUUAUUGCCUUCGGCCAAACUGUUGACCAGCCGACUCCUCUCAAUCUCACCUCCGAAAUGAAUUCGCUGAAAAAUCUCAAACUACCAGCCAACCUUGACGCCGACCUGCAGAAACUCAACAACUCUAUUCCUACCUUUGCCCAGGUCAAGAAUUUUACGGAAAGCAUCAUCCGCCUCCCCUUUGAAGAAGUCAAACAGCUCAUGAACGAGUAUGUGGGCAACUACACCUUCAACAGAUCCUUGUUCCCGGUUCCCGCAAAAGAACAACUUACAUUCUGCAGUGACAACGACGGGAUCAAUGACUUCUUUGACGGUCUGGUCGAUGUGGCUGCUCUCGCACGCAGAAUUUUCAUUGGCGUGCUGCUUACCUUAGCACUCCUCGCCAUGGUCCCGAUGGCGUGGCGCGAAAUCAAGCGAUGGCAGAAAAUGCAACAGCGCAGUCAAUUGAUCAAUUCUGACGCUCGUGACUCUUUGGACGUUGUCUACCUGGUCAGCCGCCCUUACACCUCGGCAGCUGGAAUCAAGCUAUCCAACACAUUCCAGUCUCAGCGCAAAAAGGACCUGGUUCGUUGGGUCGUUGCAUACGCCACCUCUGACGCUGCCUUGUUUGUGCUGGCUCUCGCCAUAGCAGGUUUGUUCUCUUGUGCCUGUCAAGCUAUCCUGCUCCAUGCUCUGGAAAAGGAAGUCCCAGACCUCACGAAUCAAGUGGGUGCCUUUUCUGACAAGGUGGUUGCGCAACUCAACAACGCAUCCGAACAAUGGGCUAUUGGCACCAAUGCAGCGAUUGCCGCCACAAGCAAGGACAUCAAUCAAAAUAUGCUGGGAUGGGUCAACACAUCCACGAGUGCGAUCAAUGACACACUAAACACAUUCGUGGAUGAAACGACAAAGGUUCUCAACACCACAUUUGGCGGGACUAUACUGUACGACCCUAUCAUGGAAGUUCUCAACUGCCUGAUCUUGCUCAAGAUCCAGGGAAUCGAAAAGGGUCUCACUUGGGUUCAUGAUAAUGCGCACAUCGACUUUCCCCUACUUCCGAACGAUACUUUCAGCCUUGGCGCCGUCGCCAGCCUGGCGGACUCGAGUAACCCCUCGGACUCUUUUCUCGCGAGUCCAGGGGACACCACAAGCGACAAGAUCUCCGAGGCCGUCGCAAGGUUUAUCGACGAAGUGGAGGAUACAAUCCGGACGGAAGCGAUCAUUUCAACGGUCAUUCUGCUCGUCUGGGUUUCAGUGGUGCUUAUGGGCAUCGUCCGAGCGCUGAUGCUUUGGGGUAGACGUAAUAAGGUCCGUGGCGAAGGCGGUGCGCCAGCAUUCCCCUCGAGCCUUGGAACAAGUAGUGGCUCUCGCAUUGACGACCAAGGGCGACAUGCUGAAUUUGUGGACAUCCCACUAGGCAAUGUCAACAAUCCACGACCAAUGUCACCGGCGCCACAGUACACUCCCCCAAAGUACACUCCUCCCGAGAAAGCCGAAGUAUUUGAGGAGAACUAUCAAGACUCCAAGCUGGGAUUUGCGAGGCAUCGAGUGUGCCAAGAGUCGGAGCAGUCGCAGAUGGAUAGCAAACAUGGAGGCAUCUGGAAUAGAGCCUAA